Messenger RNA from Myripristis murdjan (pinecone soldierfish), 4101 nucleotides. RefSeq names its product RING finger protein 122. The transcript is spliced from 6 exons. NCBI's taxonomy places the organism in Eukaryota, Metazoa, Chordata, Actinopteri, Holocentriformes, Holocentridae. Bases 982 to 1449 code for a protein of 155 amino acids. The record is from RefSeq and is a predicted model, not a curated record. Gene Ontology annotation, molecular function: zinc ion binding.
GAAGUGGGGAAGAGCGAGAGCAAGAGAGAGAGAGAGACGAGGAAGGAAGAGUGCAUGUCAAAACAAGAGGAGAAAGAGAGCAGAGCCUCUGCCUAGAUCUCAAUUAGCCUCAGUGUCUUUGUCUGUUAUAUACCUCCCUCUUUUCUCUGCUCAGGGAGAGGGGAAGCUGGGCAGAUGGUGGGAGAAGGCAGAGGAGGGAUGAGGAGCCGCUUUCCACAGGAACACUGACGGCUGCCUGGCUGGCUAUACCGCCGGGGAAUCCAUCCAUGUCCUUCCUUUUGUUUCUCCCUAAUUGGCCACAGCAGGUUUUCACAGCCAGGGAGGAGUGCAACAUGGAAAUCUAAAAGGCAACAAAGGAAGAAGACAGACAGACAGAGAGGACAGGAAGGCAGAAGAGGAAAACAGGAGGAAGAGAGGACGGCAAGCCUCGUGACAAUAUUUUAAGGGUGAGACAAAGCACAAAAAAAAAAAAAAAAACACAGGGACUGAACUCAGACGGAUAUCUAGUGUGGUGAAUGGGAUUUGGAGUAUCUGUACCGUCAAUGACAUUGAUGUGCUUUCAUUCACUUGGCUUCCAGGUUCAUGCCCAAGGAGACACAAGACUGUUGUGUGUUUUUGUUUUCAAGGGGAGAGACCGUGCAAUACAGAAAGACUUCAGUAAUUCUCCUCUCUGACACCCUCACAGUGCUUUGGAGCAUGGAUGACAGAAGAUCAUUUUCUGACCCACUUUGAUGAAUAUUUGUCUCAACUUAAUGGAGUAAAUCAUCUGUGCUGACUGGACAAUCAGCUUCCGGUCUACUAACAGUCAGGAUUAAAGUUCUGUAAAAGCUAAGGAGAAGUGAACGUACAGAUUGUGACUCAGUCUGUUUAGUCCCACAGACAGCCGUGGAAGGCAGACUUUGGGACAUUUGAGAGGUCACGACCCCAACGGGUGAUCUGCCCUCAGAUUUUCUGGGUUUUUGCCAGCCAGAGAAUGAUUUGAUGCGCCCCAUCCAGUGCUUUAACGGGUAUCUGUGUGGUCUCGGAUUUCACAACUGUGAUCCCUACUGUAAGAUGAUGUCUGAGAUCUACCACUUGCCGCUCAAUGUCUACGUCAUCAUCCUGGGCAUCGGCCUCUUCAUCUUCAUGCUCAGUCUCAUCUUCUGCUGCUACCUGUUUAGAUUGAGGCGACAAGGUGCAAGAGAGCAAUAUGGCUAUAAUGAGGUUGUUUUGAAAGGAGCAGGGAAGAAACUGAGCCUCCUUGGUCAAACGUGUGCUGUGUGUUUAGAGGAGUUUCGCAGCAGGGAUGAGCUUGGAGUAUGUCCAUGCUCCCAUGCUUUUCACAAGAAGUGUCUGCUAAAAUGGUUAGAGAUCCGCAGUGUCUGUCCCAUGUGCAACAAGCCCAUCUGCCGCCUUCAGCCUGACCCCCCACAAGGGGCCGAGGGGGCCCAGAGUCCCCUGGAAGUCUAAAAGGAGAAGGUAUAUCCAGCAGCACCUCACCCUCUCCAGUCAGUCUGCAGCCAAGAGACUAGAGGGGCUUGUUUCCCACCACACACCACCUCCCUUCACUGUCUGUCCCAGCUGAUUGGACUUCUAAGCACACACACAUUUACUGCAGGUAACACUGCUCUGCACACAGACGUAAUCUCAUUGACUGACUCAAACCUCAGUGAGCGGGGCCAAAGAAGCACAACUUUUCAGAGAGGAAGUGAGUGAACUGAGAAAGCUGAAGAGCAAAGCAGGCAAAAUAUAUAUGUAAAAAAUCACAUAUAAAUGGCAGAAUUCUUUUUCAAAUGAUUCAUCACCACAGUUACAGGCUAGUCCUGCUAGUUUGAACUUGAAAGGUCAGAUAGACUAACUGCCUAACUUAAAUAAUGCGGUAUGGUUAUACUGCAUAUUUUGAAUUAGUAGCAAGACACUGUAAAAAUAAUUCAAGUGUUUCAACUUAAAAACCUAAGUUCACUGCCAUAAAAAAUAUGAGUUAACACAACUUCAAGAUAAGUUUGGUUUCAGCUCAAAAAGGUUAAGUUACACAAGUUGCUGAACUAAUGAUCAUUUGUUGUUUAAAACUGAUCAUUUAAAACAACUCUACAACAUUAUCCAUUCAAAAAAAACUUGUUUUGUCUUGUCAAACAAACCUAUAGUUCCACGCUAUUUCAACUCAGAUUUUCAAGUUAUGAUAACUUCAGCGUAUUAACCACAAUUGCCAUUUCAAGACUUGACGUUAUUAGCUAACUGCCCUCUUACCCCAUACCCUAGUUUUCACUAAACUUCAGCCUUAUGCAAGAAAACGGUUGUUCUUUGAUUCUGGCCACUGAGGUUUAACUCAACCAAUGAGAUUAUUUAUGGAUCUAGAGCAGCUCUGCCUCUGAGAAAUAUUUGUAUAGCAAACUGCAAUCUGCUCAUUUCCAAUUUCCCUGAAACUGCACAUGGAUCCAGAUGAAGAUGACAUAUCUUGACCUUCCUCCAUAAUGGAAGACCUUGGAGAUGUAAAUGUGCCCCUCUGACACCAGCUUUGAAAGGACCAGAUACCUUCAGCUCUCCAUUGCCUUGAAUGUGAAGGUAUAUGCAGAGACUGCAAAAAUGUGCAAUAGCGGACAAGAAGACAUUACAAUCAAACUAAAUGGAGCUCAAAGAAGACUGAGAAGAAACAGGGGAUGGUGGCUGUAAUCUUCCAUUGUUGCACAAUCAGUUAUUUCCAUCCCAUGUUGCCAAGCUGAGUGAAGAUAGAGAGACUGUGUUUGGUGAGUGAGGUGAGUCAGGAUGGGAUUAGAAGAGACUAUAAGCCACUCCCGCAGAUGCUGGCACAUGCCUGUUCAAGGUAUUCAGUUACCACCAAGGGUCCCGGAGCAGCCGACCAUUGAAGAAUAAGUUUAGUAUUUAUGAACCCAUGCCAUAUUAAAAUGUUGAUUCCCAUCAUUUAUAAUGGUACAUAGCACAACCCAACUGCAAGGAUGUAAUGUACUGCUGUGAAAAAAGAAGUUCCAAAUGUAGUAAUAAGCAAACUUGUUCCGUUAAGUCCUAAAAAUCUAACAGACACACAACUGCACUGUGAUGUUUCCUGUUUUCAAAAAGGACAUUUCAAAUGUUUUUUGAGAGGCUAAAAACAAGUUCCCUAUUGCAAGGGUUCUCAAACCUUUUUUUUUUUUAAGCAAUGUACUCCCUUUGAAAUGUUUUUUAAGGCAAGUACCCCCUGACCAGUGAAGGAAAACACUGUUGGUAGAGACAACAACCUGAUAAUAACGAUAUUUUGUCAGCUCUGUUUUUGCUUCUUCUUCUCUUCUUCCUGCUUGUUUCCAGCUGUAUCGCUGCUACGCUUCAACCACGAAUCCAUUUUCUGGAUUUUGUCUUCUCUCCCCCCGGUCAUAGUGAACAAAUAUGCUCACCUGAUGGCACCAGAUUUAAACCACAAACUCACACAUUUUGGAAACCCCUUGGGAGAACUGAAUAUAAUAUGUAGUUUAUCAAAUUUACAUUUACAUUUUUAUUGAACUUAUUAUAGAAUAGGCUAAUUAUUUAAAGAUUUAUGCAUUUAAAUCAACAUUUUAAACAUCUCUCAUACCCCCGUGCAGUACUGCAACACACCCUUUGGAGUACAUGUACUUCCAUUUGAGAACCACUGCCCUGUUGGUGUGUGUUGAAGGCCGGUGAGAAGCUGCAGCAGUGUGGUCAGUGUCUUGUCACUAAAGUGGUGAGGUUGUGCUAUGUGCCACUGUAAAUGAUGGGAACAAACAUUUUAAUAUGGCCUGGGCUGAAAAAUACUGAGCCUAUCCUUUUAAGCAACACACUUAUAUAAUAUAUACAUAGUCUUUAAGUUAUUUCUAAGGAGUUGUUUUGUAUCAUAACUGGCUUUCAAUAAAAACGUAUAGUGUUUCAGUGAUGCUUAAAUGCUCUGUCAUUUCUCAAAGAACUGCAUGCCGGGGUUUCCACUGAGAUAAAACUGAGCCAAGCUCUCUGCAAUGAAAUGUUAGGCCCCAAUGUCUAAGACCUGCUCUCCACUGCAGUGAUAUAAAUAGGCACAUUUCACUGAUAUGAAGAGCCCGUUUUAGCCGCUUUCUUGUCUAAGUGAGGUGCAGGAUAAAGCAUCCCUCCCCAUAGUAACUGUGUACAUAAAGCUAGCCG